Messenger RNA from Coccinella septempunctata (seven-spotted ladybird), 873 nucleotides. It is a transcript of the gene amrt, whose product is annotated as TM2 domain-containing protein CG11103. NCBI's taxonomy places the organism in Eukaryota, Metazoa, Arthropoda, Insecta, Coleoptera, Coccinellidae. Bases 91 to 621 code for a protein of 176 amino acids. The transcript has a single exon. The record is from RefSeq and is a predicted model, not a curated record.
UGGUUAAAUCAAAAACUUUGGUUAUAUUGACAGAAUUUGAAAGAAUGAACAAGACCUUUGUUUUCAAUUAAUUGUAUGAAAUAGGAAGACAUGAUUCCUGCAGUGUUUAUCACAAGUUCGUUCCUAUUUUUUUGUGUUUCUACAGCUGAGAUUAAUAACACCGAAUUUGACCCAUUUGGACCAUUGGUAAAGUGUAGUUUUUUACCUGAGGAAUUCAUUGAAUGCCAGGAUCCUGUUGAUCAUAAAGGGAAUAUAACUGCCAGGGAUGAAUUGGGAUAUGGUUGUGUUAAAUUUGGUGGUAUGAAAUAUGAAGCCGUGGAAAAAACAAAAGUGCUGUGUACCGUUUUAGAUAGAAUAGAAUGUUUUGGGAACAGAACAUUUUUCAGGGAAGGAAUUCCUUGCAUAAAAUAUUCAGACCAGUACUUCACAAGUACACUGCUCUAUAGUAUUCUGCUCGGUUUCCUUGGCAUGGACCGAUUUUGUUUAGGACAAACAGGAACAGCUGUUGGCAAGUUAUUAACACUAGGUGGGGUUGGAAUUUGGUGGAUUAUAGAUAUUGUUCUUUUGGUAACAAAUAAUUUAGUACCUGAAGAUGGUAGCAAUUGGAAUCCAUACGUUUGACAAUUCAGAAAGAAAUAUGUUGAAGUAGUAAGUUAUAUUGCAAAGAUGUGCAAUCUUAUAAUGACAAAUUGAGGUGUAUAUUUUAAGAAUCAAUAUUCAACAUAUAUUCUACUGUAUAUAAUUUAAUAUAUUUGAUAUAAAUGAAAUAAUGUGAUAUGAGACUUAUUCAUUCUAUAAUGAUAAAAAAUGUUUGGUUGGUAAAAAUAUUUAUUAAUGGUAAAUAUAAUUUUAUACAUAAAAAUAUAAGGCACA